AUGGCCGGAAUCCGUUUGCAACCGGAGGACUCCGACGUUUCGCAACAAACGCGAGCUGUUGCCCUAUCCGCCGUCGAUCUGGUCUCCGACGACGACCGCUCCAUCGCCGCUGACUCAUGGUCCAUCAAGAGCGAGUACGGAAGCACUCUCGAUGACGAUCAGCGCCAUGCCGAUGCCGCUGAAGCUCUCUCUAAUGCCAACUUCCGUGCAACCUCAGAUUACAGUUCUGACAAGGAUGAACCUGACUCUGAAGCAGUCUCAUCAAUGCUGGGAUUUCAGAGUUACUGGGAUGCUGCAUAUACAGACGAGCUUGCAAAUUUUCGUGAACAUGGUCAUGCUGGUGAAGUUUGGUUCGGCGAUGAUGUGAUGGAGGUAGUUGCAUCUUGGACAAAGACAUUGUGCAUUGACAUUUCUCAAGGCCGCAUUCCAAAUCAUGUUGACGGUGUUAAGGGGGAAGCUGGUGAACUAGGUGAUAAACUUUUGUCUAGUUGGAAUGUACUUGACAUUGGGACUGGCAAUGGUUUGCUUCUCCAAGAAUUAGCUAAACAAGGGUUCUCUGAUUUAACUGGAACUGAUUAUAGUGAACGAGGCAUCAACCUUGCCCAAAGCCUUGCUAACCGUGAUGGGUUUCCCAACAUCAAAUUUUUGGUUGAUGAUGUCCUUGAAACUAAGUUGGAACAAGUGUUUCAACUUGUCAUGGAUAAAGGAACACUUGAUGCUAUUGGAUUGCAUCCUGAUGGUCCUGUCAAGAGAAUGAUGUAUUGGGAUUCUGUUUCAAGGCUGGUUGCUUCUGGUGGAAUACUUGUGAUCACAUCUUGCAACAGUACGAAGGAUGAGUUGUUACAAGAAGUGGAAAGUUUCAACCAAAGAAAAAGCGCUACUGCCCCGGAACUUGAGGUAGCCAAGGAUGAUGAAUCAUGCAGAGAACCUCUAUUUCGAUAUGUUAAUCAUGUCCGCACAUAUCCAACAUUCAUGUUCGGUGGAUCCGUAGGCUCCCGCGUUGCCACCGUGGCAUUUCUUCGGAAAUGA
Messenger RNA from Vicia faba (fava bean), 1029 nucleotides. The record is from the annotation of a GenBank genome assembly. Lineage: Eukaryota; Viridiplantae; Streptophyta; Magnoliopsida; Fabales; Fabaceae.